Molecule: messenger RNA, 5256 nt
Organism: Neurospora tetrasperma FGSC 2508
Lineage: Eukaryota; Fungi; Ascomycota; Sordariomycetes; Sordariales; Sordariaceae
Exons: 7
Coding region: 1-5256 (1751 amino acids)
Source: RefSeq, a predicted model, not a curated record
AUGACCGCCCAAUUGGUGGCAUCCGAGCUUGCCAACCUCAUCCAGGAAAGCAAGCGCAAAAAUAAUGACUUGCGCCAGGCUGCUGAAAAGUCUCUGGAGGAGCUCAAGAGUCUAAAAGUGACAUCUGAAGCCCAAAUAUCUGCUGAACUCUCUCAACGAUCCAACUUUGUUAACCCAUUUAUCAUCGCUUGCGGCACCAAAAAUGUCAAGUUCACCGGAAUUGCCAUUGUUUGUCUUCAGCGGCUCAUUGCAUCACGCGCCCUACCCAGGUUCAAGCUGAGCCAGGUUCUUGAAGCAUUGCAACAGGCCACGUCAGCGGGACUAGAUGUCCAACUAAAGAUCCUCCAAGCUCUUCCGUCUUUACUCUCCAACUACGCCGCCGAGGUGAAAGGCGAGCUUCUGGUUACCGCCCUCAACAUAUGCUUCAUCUUGCAGUCUAGUAAAAAUGCUAUUGUCAACAAUGCUUCGGCGGCAACCCUCCAGCAGCUUGUGGUGUCGGUCUUUGACAAAGUUGUAGCUGAAGAUGGCGCUGGGGGCGAUGUCGAAUAUGUUGGGGAGGCUCCGUCUCAGCAAGGGCCGGUACCAGUCCAGGCUGCGGCUAUGGAUGCAUACAGGUAUCUCCGGUUCUCUGGCAUGCCCCAGACGUUCGGUCUUGAACUCAUAGAAUCGGUCUUGACCAACCACGCUGCCAUCUUCACCACUCACCCAGAGCAGGCCGAUAUUUUACGCACUCGGGUUAUGCCCUUCAUCAUUAGUGCUCUUCGCGGUAAACCGAACUUUGCAACCAGUGUCCGUCUUGUCCGCAUUUUGUUCACUUUACUCCGACGUCACCUUACUAUUCUCCCCUCUGAGAGCGGAGAUGCACUCGACAUCCUGACCCAACUGCUGGACCAGGACACUGCAUUGUGGAAGAGGUCACUCUGCAUGGAAGUAUUCAGAGGCAUCUUCGCCGAUCAUGCCUUGCUCCGGCGUGUUUUCAUGCUUUACGAUGCCAAAGAGGGCGAGAAGAACAUUCUCAAAAACCUGACGGCUGCGUUUGUGCGCGUCAGUACAGAGAAGCCAACUGUGAUUGGUCUCGGGCUCCAAUCCACAUUACCAGUCGCCAACCCAUAUGCAAAUGCCGUUGCUUCUACGGACCAGGCCAUGCUGGAGGCCAGUGGCGUUACAGGCAUCAUAUCUGGUUCCGUCAGCUCAGAUGGCCAUAACACGGGCAUCAGCACUCACUGGAGCACCAUGCGCUCUCCUUGCAUAGAUCAGCUUGAUAAGACGGAUCCCCCAAGUAUCCCAGAGUCAUAUGUGUAUAGCCUAACCUUGGCCUGCAUAACUUCCCUGUCAGAAGGUCUGGCAAAGUUCAUACUCCCUCUUACCGUGCCUACCGAGGGACGAAGGAAAAAGAGUGUGAAGCCAGAGGGCGGCCGUGACUCGCCUGCUCUGACCGCCGAUGAGAGACCCAGUACACCCAGUGAAGGGUUGAAGAAUCGGGAGAGAUCAGCGUCGUCCAAGCGAAACCCACUUCCAGUCAAUCCGCUAACGCUGGAGACUCACCCUUUAUACCCAGAAAUCAAAGUAUGCGCCGCUUUCAUCGAUGAAUGCUGGCCGGCGAUUCUUGCUACAUGUUCUACGUUCCUAUACUCUGCACUGGACUCGGAGUACUACCAUGGCCUGGUUAGGGCCUUUCAGAAGUUCGCCCAUGUGGCCGGAUUGCUCCAGCUCACUACUCCCCGUGAUGCCUUUCUCACCACGCUUGGUAAAGCGGCAGUGCCGCCCAAUGUCUUUACGGCUUGCCUCAAUUCCAACUCAUCCAGGAGGGACACUCCACUAUCAGCAACUUCGGAGACAGGCAGCAGCUUGUUUAGCAACGCUCGCGGCUUGCUUACCACAGAAAGCGCCUCGGCCCAGGCAGCAGAAAAGCAAAGGCAGCAAUCGAUGGACAUAACUCCAGCUACACUUAACACCCGGAACUUGUUGUGUCUUCGGGCUCUUCUGAACCUUGGCAUUGCUCUGGGUCCUACGUUGUCUUCAACUUGGAGAAUUCUCUUGGAGACUUUGCAACAAGCUGACUUUGUCUUGUUUACAUCGGGCAAAGCUGCAGGAAGAACACCUCUGGCGACCAGGGGCCCAGAUCAACAAGCCGAGCAGGAAGCCAACGUACUAUUGUCGAAUUUCAACACCGAGAUUCGCGCAGUAGAGACUGCUGCUUCCCGACUUUUCGAGAGCACGGCUGACUUUCCCAAUUCUGCCUUUGUGGAAAUUGUGGAGGCAGUGUGCGCUCUUCUCGUCAAGCAUGUCGAGACUACUUCUGAGACCACGGGGCAAGCGCAACUAUCACCUCCCCCGGGGCCCCUUCGCACCCCCACUUUUACACACAAAAGGGUUCUCAGUAUCACAACUUCUCCGGGAGCAGGUGCCAACCAGGAAGAUCAGUUUGCCCUUGCCAAGCUGGGAGAUCUUGCUUCUAUCAACAUGGAGCGGUUGCUCUCCUAUCCUCCGGAGGUAUCGGGCUGGACGCCGUUGAUUACCGAGCUUAUCGACACACUUAGUUCCUCUACUAAUACUCCUCCGGUCAGAGCGCGCGCUGCUGAAACGCUUGUGCGUAUUCUUCUAGAGGCUGCUGGAUCUAUUGCAACUCAGCAGGAAGACGUUCGUGGCCCGAUUCAGAUCCGUAUCCUCGAGGCUUUCCAUAAUUCGCUAUCAUCUCUUCGAGUCGAAGGUCGGGAGGUGUCCCUUAGCAAUCACGCCACCGACAUGGACAUUCACCGAAUUGUACUCGAAGGCCUCAAAGGCCUGCUUGAGAACUGCGGCGAGAGUCUUGUUCAAGGCUGGGAUACCAUCUUCGCCAUUAUCGAUACAAUUUUCGUCAAAGAAGAUCUCCCAAAAGACUCUUCAUCCACCACGACACCCCGACUUAUGACGCGCUCAGUCAAACUAAUCCGACCUUCCUUUGCUUCUUUGCAGCUAAUAUGCUCCGACUUCUUACCCUCGCUACCUAACCUUUGCUUUCUUAACCUUGUUGACACCCUAUACAAGUUUUGUACGCAAGAUGAUGACCUCAAUGUCGCAUUGACUACUGUCACGUUCUUCUGGGCCAUCUCAGACUUUCUUUCUAGCAAUAGCAAGAGCAUGUCUCUCACGCAGGACAUGGUUAAUGACUCGGGUGAUGAAGCGCUUCUCAAGCUGGCUGCUGAUCCCUCCCAUCAAGAUUCUGGAGGGGCGCUGUGGAUGCUCCUUCUCCUGAGACUCACUUCAGUCGCCACAGAUCAGAGACUAGAGCUGAGAAAUAGUGCCGUCCAAACUCUGCUUCGGAUCAUAUCUGCUUACGGGGAUAGCCUGAGUCCUGAGGCCUGGUUGAUCUGCAUCAGAUCUGUGAUUCUGAGGCUUCUGGCAUCGAUAGAGGACGAGCUUCGGGCAGUUCACACGUCUCCAGCCAAAGCAAGAGACCAAGAGGGCUGGACAGACACGGCUAACGUCAUCAUCCGAGGCGUUUCUGGACUGUUUUCUUCUUACCUCCAGGUACUUUUGGGUCAUGAGGACUUCGCCACCACCUGGCAGCAGCUUCUCGGACACUUUGCGAGAAUGCUGGACGUCCAGAUACUCGACAUUAAUGCAUCCGUCUACAGCGCUGUUCGCGAAAUUCUCAGGAGCUGUGCUGAGCAUGUUCAGCCAAGACUUGGCAAGGGCAGCUUGGAUUUAACGUGGGAUCUCUGGUCCAGGGGAAUUCCAGUUCCUGAGGACGGAAAGGACGAUAAGUCAGCGGACAAUCAAAAGUGCCUUUUGGUUUGGGUUGAAGCACUGCUAGAACUCUAUGGCCUCAUUAAAGAUGAUUUUGGCGUGGAGAGGAUUAGACGGAUGCUUACCCUGCUCAGAGACGCCAUGCAACAUGCCACUCCCGGAGCAUACGCCAGCGACACCGAGUAUGUCACACCCUUGCAAGGUCGGAUCCUCCAGGUAUUCUGCACAGUCCAGACAGACGUACCAAGAGUUCCAUCCGCCAUGAUCACCCAGAUAGCUGAGUUCGUCUCCCUGGCAUUUGCCCAGGAGAACCCCGACAAGGCGGCGUCAGAAAAGCGCACAUUCGUUGCCAUGUCAAAGGAGAGCAUGUCUAUUUUGCAGUCCCUCGUCAUCAAGCAUGCAGCCGAGACUGACAUCUACGAAACCGGAGCGUUCGCCGCGGCGCUCGCAGCCCUGGCCAAACCCAUUAUCCUCAAGUACAAGUUCAAGAUCGUUACCAAGUCAUCACAGCCGUGGAGAGAAGCGACAAAGACAGUCCUAGCUGUGCUCAAGGCAACACUUCCCCACAUCCGCGCGAUAGAUAAAGCUCGAUCGACCGUCCAGGAGAUAUGGCAGAUCAUCGUAUCCAUCGCCAACGGGAUCAUCAGCGCCGACUGCUCCAUCGCGCCCAGCGGCACGGACAUCAUGGACGACCAGAAGUUCGACAUCUCCUCAUUCCACAAGCUAAGGGAGCUCAUCAUCCCGGCUCUCGGCGCCGAGGUGAUUCUUGAUAAGACCAGGAAAGUCUACGCCGAAGGUCUCUUCCGGACAUCCAUCAUCCACGCUCCCGCACCCGCCGAAGCUCUGAUCAUCUACGGCUCUGAGGACCAUCACCACGACAACACCACCAACGGCAAUCCCAACGGAAACGGAAGUGACGCAGUCGUAGACCUCGACCUCCUCUACAAACAACGACGCGGCCGCACCAUCGACCCCCCGCCAACCCACCGCAGCGCAAUGGCAGAAGUUUGUCUCGACGAACUCUUUGCUUUGGUCGCCAUCCACGAGGAGGAGGACGAGUCUCCUCCCUCCAAACCCACCUCUACCUCAUCCCCCACUCAAGAACCCAUCGGUACCACCUCUUCUUCUUCUUCUUCUUCUCCCCCUGACAAAACAACCAUCCACGGAUCCACCCACCCUCUCUACGUCCACCUCGCCCUAACCGCUGCCCCCUACCUGAUCCUGCGCUGCGCGCUCUCCAUCCGUUCGUACGUCGCCGACCAGCCUUUGCGCGGCUGUAUGCCGCAACCUUUAUCGCAGCGGAAGGAACUCUAUCGUAUCUUACGGGGGCUUGUGGACUUGCGAUCGGAACCGGACGCGAUUCCGGAUACGCCGAAUGUGGAUAGCGAGACCAAGAAGCAUUUGUUAAGGUUGUAUCCGUUGCUGGUGAGCAUGGUGAAGGUGGCGGGGACGAGUGGGGAUAAUAGGGUUUUGGGUAUGGUGGGGGAGGCGUUGGAUGUGGUGGGUGGGGAGUUGGGGUGUAAGUGA